Messenger RNA from Echinococcus granulosus, 351 nucleotides. RefSeq names its product Four and a half LIM domains-containing protein. Gene Ontology annotation, molecular function: transcription coregulator activity. The coding region runs from base 1 to 351 and encodes 116 amino acids. NCBI's taxonomy places the organism in Eukaryota, Metazoa, Platyhelminthes, Cestoda, Cyclophyllidea, Taeniidae. The record is from RefSeq and is a predicted model, not a curated record. Gene Ontology annotation, cellular component: nucleus; Z disc. The transcript is spliced from 2 exons.
AUGGUCGAAAAGUGCGCCAAGUGUCACGGGGAUAUCACGGGUCAAGUGGUGAUUGCUCUGGGUCAAAAGUGGCACAACGAAUGUUUUGUUUGUCUGGGUUGUCGAACGCCGCUUCAGGGCAAGUCAUUCUUCAAUAAGGACGGAUCCGUCUACUGUAUUGAAUGCCGUAAGGAGAAAUUUGACCCAACCUGUGCAAAGUGCUUCAAGAAGAUUGAUCCCACCAUCAAGUAUUCAGUCUAUCAGGACAAGACUUAUCACAGAGACUGCUUCACCUGUGCCCAGUGUAGACUGCCACUGGACGGGAAGAGGUUCGUCAGUAAGGACGGCCAAUUUGUGUGCGCACACCAUUAG